Paracoccidioides lutzii Pb01 is the source of this 561-nucleotide messenger RNA. RefSeq lists its product as hypothetical. The coding region runs from base 1 to 561 and encodes 186 amino acids. The transcript has 3 exons. The record is from RefSeq and is a predicted model, not a curated record.
AUGGCGAUCUCCUCAUGUCGCCGCGGUGUCAACAUUUUCACCAGCGGCAGCUACCAUCAGUUAGUGGCCAAGAGCUCAUAUAAAGAUCUGAAUGGGAUUACAGCGCAUGAACCAGGCCUUCAACUUCAGACUGGAACCGAGACGGGUGGGAAGGAAAGCAAACAUCGAGGUCAUUAUAAACGACGAAGCUCCAACUUUUUUGCAGCAACCACAUCGCAAAAAUAUUUCCACAUCGCUGCAUGCUAUCAUAAUGGCGACGCAUUGAAUCCAUUUAUUCGGUGGUAUCGUGCCGUGGGUGCUUUGACCAUUAUUAGGGAUGCCUUCUCCCAAGAGCAGUCCGGUAUUUCGUGGGGGUCAUUGAUUGAACCCAUUUUCUCGCCUUCUUCUGACAGUGUGAAGGGCACACAUGGUCCCUAUACAUUCUUCCAUGGUUCUACCGUCAAGCGCAUCCCAUUGUCAGUGAUUGUCGAUUGCGAUGACGAUGAUGGGGAAAUUCAAACGGCAAGUCACAGCGAGUUUGGAAACGGGUUAAUGUCAAGACCGAUGCAUCGGGGCGGCUAA